Messenger RNA from Dermacentor andersoni, 450 nucleotides. NCBI's taxonomy places the organism in Eukaryota, Metazoa, Arthropoda, Arachnida, Ixodida, Ixodidae. The record is from RefSeq and is a predicted model, not a curated record.
CAUAGAUCACUGAACAUUUGGUUAAUAAUAAGACCGGGCAUGUUUGUAUAAGUGCAUGCAACAAGAGUGUCCCUCUCCAUGGUAAUGAUUGCUUGUGUGCUUACUGCCUGUGCAGGGACGUUUGGCGUCUGCUAUGUCAUCGUGGUGGUGGUCAUCUGCUACCCAGUGCUGUACGUUGAGUCGGUCUUGUCGCAGUUCACUAAAAGUGGAAACCGAGGCAUCUUCAACUGCUGCCCACUGUUCCGAGGGCUGAGCUACUCGAUGGCCUACUUCGCGGUGAUGGUCAACCUGCCCCAGUACAGCACCGUGUCGCACGCCAUCAUCUACCUGUUUCACUCGCUGGAGGGCGUCGUGCCCUGGUCCAGCUGCGAGCUGGCCUCGUGGGCUGCGGACAACACCAGCUGCUACGCGCCCUCGUCCGAAUACGUAAGCCGCGUUAUCGUGAAAUGA